Molecule: messenger RNA, 1533 nt
Organism: Colletotrichum truncatum
Lineage: Eukaryota; Fungi; Ascomycota; Sordariomycetes; Glomerellales; Glomerellaceae
Product: Carboxylic acid transporter protein-like protein 1
Biological process (GO): transmembrane transport
Cellular component (GO): membrane
Molecular function (GO): transmembrane transporter activity
Source: RefSeq, a predicted model, not a curated record
AUGUCUACCGGUGAGCCUGCCGACCCCGUCGCCAAGGGCGUCCUGGCUACGGCCAAGCAGUCCUUGAGGGACCUCUUCAUCUGGAAGCAGCGCACUGUCGUUGUCACUCCCGACGGCGAGACGCACACAGAAUGGCAGGACCCUGAUCCCAUCAAGAACCCCUUCAGCUUGAUGGCGCAGCUCAGUGCUCGCGACUGGCUCUUCUUCCUCUGCGGUUUCUGCGCCUGGACCGCCGAUGCCUUUGACUUCCACGCCCUCUCCAUUCAGACCACCAAGCUGGCCAAGUACUACGACCGAUCAAAGACCGACAUUACCACUGCCAUCACUCUCACCCUUCUGCUCCGCUCUGUCGGCGCCGCCUUCUUCGGUCUGGCUGGUGACAAGUAUGGUCGCAAGUGGCCCAUGGUCCUCAACAUGAUUAUUCUCGGUGUUUUGCAAAUCGCCACCAUUUACAGCAGCACCUUCCAGCAGUUCCUGGCUGUCCGAAGCUUGUUCGGUCUGUUCAUGGGAGGUGUCUACGGAAACGCCAUUGCCAUGGCUCUUGAGCACUGCCCCUCCAACGCCCGUGGUCUGAUGUCUGGUAUCCUCCAGCAGGGUUACUCCUUCGGCUACGUCCUCGCUGCCUGCGCUAACCUGGGUGUCGGUGGUGCCGUUGAGACAUGGAAGACGGUCUUCUGGAUUGCCGCUGGUAUCUCUAUUGCCAUUGGUCUCAUCCGCAUUUGCUUCCCUGAGUCGCAGCAGUUCCUUGAGGCCAAGGCCCAUGGCAAGAAGGAUGCCUCAGCUGGCGCUUUCUGGAGGGAGACCAAGAAGAUGCUUGCCCAGGAGUGGAAGAUGUGCGUCUACUGCAUCAUUCUCAUGACCUGGUUCAACUACUACUCCCACACCUCGCAAGACUCCUACACUACCUUCAUGAUCGCCCAGAAGGAGAUGGCCAACGCUGGUGCCUCCCGCGCUUCCAUUCUCAUGAAGGCCGGUGCCUGUGUUGGUGGAACCAUCAUCGGCUACCUUUCCCAGUUCUUUGGCCGUCGCCGCGCCAUCAUCGUCUCAGCUCUCAUCUCUGCUUGCCUCAUUCCUGCCUGGAUCCUUCCCAUUGGCGAGCGCAGCCUUAGCGCUAGCGGCUUCUUCAUGCAGUUCUUCGUCCAGGGUGCCUGGGGUGUCAUUCCCAUUCACCUCAACGAGCUGUCGCCCCCUGCCUUCCGCUCGUCCUUCCCUGGUAUCACUUACCAGCUGGGUAACAUGAUCUCGUCUCCUUCUGCUCAGAUUGUCAACGCCAUCGCCGAGAAGACCUUUGUCACCGCUCCCUCGGGCCACAAGGUCGAGGCUUACGGCCCUGUCAUGGGUAUCGCCACGGCCAUCAUCGCCCUCGGCAUUGUCGUCACUACAAUGUUCGGUCCCGAGCGUCGCGGCCGCAGCUUUGAGCAUGCUGUCGCCGGUGUUGAAGGCGAAGUCGCGGAGAAGAAGGUUAUUGACGAACACGACGAGGAGAAGGGCAGCAUCGAUGCCUCCAACGUUGAGAAUGCUCGCAAGGAGUAA